Molecule: messenger RNA, 4717 nt
Organism: Thamnophis elegans (Western terrestrial garter snake)
Lineage: Eukaryota; Metazoa; Chordata; Lepidosauria; Squamata; Natricidae
Gene: ST14
Product: suppression of tumorigenicity 14
Biological process (GO): proteolysis
Cellular component (GO): membrane
Molecular function (GO): serine-type endopeptidase activity; protein binding
Source: RefSeq, a predicted model, not a curated record
CGCAAAAGGGCGAUCCAGGAAGGCGAAAGGGAAGCAGAGCGAGCGCGCCCGCGCGCGACCCACUUCAAUCGGGCGAGAGAGAGAGGAGGAGAAAAGAAGGAGAAAAAGAAAAGAAGAAGACAGAAAGAAGAGAAGAAACUUCCCCCAGGGCGAGCACCGGAUGUGCCUGGAUCAGCCCCCGUCUGGGUUUUCCCCCUUGGCUUUGUAGGGCAGACCGAAAGUUGCGUCUGGAAGCGAGACAAAAGUUGGAGAGAACUUUGCUCCCGUCGUCGGCAGUUCGACUUUUUUUCCCCUUUCCUUUUUUUUCCUUUUCUUUUGGGGAAUUCUUGACUCUCUCUUCCCGCAUCAUCGCUCGCUCCCUUCCCCAACAUCCCCCUCCCCACUCAACGCCCUCAACGCCCCCCCCCCUCCACGCCAAAGCGAUUAAUCGAUACAUGAAGGCUCCCCUCUCCUAACGCGAAGGAAAGAUGAAUAUCUAUCGCCCACCUUCGGGGGCCAAAACGAAGGUCUCCGGCCUGAAAUACAGCAGCAAGACCGAGGACAUGAACGGCCUUGAGGAAGGGGUGGAGUUCCUCCCCACCAUGAAUACCAAGAAGCUUGAGAAGCGUGGUCCAAAAUGUUGGGUGGUGCUGGUCAUCGUGGCAUCCAUCUCCGUGGUCGUUUCUCUGACGGUUGGGAUGCUGGUUUGGCACUUCAAAUACAGGGCUGCCGUGGUGAAGAAGUCAUACAACGGCCACAUGAAACUGAUAGGCACACAGUUCAUCGAUGCCUACGAGGAUUCCAGCUCUCCUGAAUUUGCUGCAUUGGCAGAGAAGGCAAAGACGAUGCUCUUGGACAUCUAUAAAAAUAAUUUGGAUGUUGGUCCAUUCCACAAUGACUCAGAGAUACUAGCAUUCAGUGAGGGCAGUGUGCUUGCUUACUUCUUGUCCACAUUCAGUGUUCCUAAAUACAAGACGGAUAUUCUUGAAAAUGCCAUGGCCAAUUUCCAUAAUUUAAAACUAUCAGGACCGGGAAGAGGGCGUUUGAAGGAAUUUCAAAUUGAGUCUCUCACCGCUUUUCCUACUGAUGAGGAUAUUGUCAAAGCAACCCGAGACAACAGCUGCAAUUAUGCGUUGCAUGCCAAAGAAGGGAAAGUGAUAAGCUUUGCCACACCAGGAUUCCCAAACAGCCCUUACCCAUCCAACAUGCGCUGCUUCUGGGCGCUGAGAGCUGAUGCCAACGCAGUCAUUAGCCUGACCUUCACUACCUUUGACGUCGAGGGAUGCGACCAAGGCAAGGACUUUGUCAAGGUGUACAAUUCAUUGAGCCCAGUGGAAGAACGCUCACUGGUGAAGCUGUGUGGGAGCUUUGAUUUUUCAUACAACCUGACUUUCAUCUCCUCCCAAAACGUUCUCCUGGUUAUGUUAAGUACAGAUGCAAAGGGAAGAUUUCCUGGAUUCAAAGCAGACUUCUUCCAGAUGUCAAAGACAUCUUGUGGCGGAGUUUUGAAAGGCAUAUCAGGGAAUUUCACCACUCCGUACUAUCCAGCCUACUACCCUCCAAAUCUGGAUUGCGUGUGGAAUAUAGAGGUGCCUAGGGACAAAAAUGUAAAGAUACGCUUCAAUGAAUUCCACCUGGAGGAUCCUGGUGACUCCUCCAACUCCUGCCCCAAAGAUUAUGUGGAAAUCAACGGUAUCAAAUAUUGUCAGCCCAGCAAAGGGUUUGUGGUAAUGAGUAAAACCAACAAAAUCACAGUUCGUUUCCACUCAGAUAAUUCACACGUGGACAAUGGCUUCUCGGCUGAGUAUUUGUCCUUUGACUCCAAUGAUCCUUGCCCAGGGCAAUUUACCUGCAAAAGUGGCCGUUGUAUCAAAAAAGAACUGCGCUGUGAUGGGUGGCUUGACUGCCCAGAUGCCAGCGAUGAGAGAGAUUGCAACUGCACUAAGAAUCAAUUCCGAUGCCAUAAAUGGUGUAAGCCAAGGUACUGGCUUUGUGACACGGUGGAUGACUGCGGGGACAACAGCGACGAACUGCAGUGUGAAUGUCCUCCUGAUAGCUUCAAGUGCAGUAACGGCAAUUGCAUCCCAAUGCAGCAGAAAUGCAAUGGAAAAGCAGACUGCGAAGACGGCGACGAGGGGGAGUGUGGCUCCGUGGACACCGUUACCUGUCAAGCAUACACCUACAAAUGCCGCAACAAUUUGUGUGUGAGCAAGAAGAAUCCCGAAUGUGAUGGAGCGACAGACUGUAGUGACAAAUCAGACGAAGAGAAUUGCAAUUGUGGCAUCCGGGCAUAUAGCAAGCAGUCCGGAUUGUGGGGUGGAAUGGACUCCACUUCGGGCGAAUGGCCCUGGCAGGUCAGUCUCCAUACCCAGAAUGAUGGCCAUGUCUGUGGGGCUUCCUUGAUAUCCAACAAGUGGCUGGUCACGGCUUCCCAUUGCUUUAAUGAAAAGAACUACAUCAGAUAUACUGACCCCUCCCUGUGGACUGCCUACAUGGGUCUUCUGGAUCUGGAGAACAGGACGAAUAGGCUCGUUCAGAAAAGGACUAUCAAGAAAAUCAUCAGGCACCUCUUCAAUGACUUCACGUUCGACUAUGACAUCGCUCUGAUGGAGCUAUCCAGCCCCGUCACUUUUUCCAGAAUCAUUCCUAUCUGUUUGCCUGAUGCCACCCACGACUUCCCUGCAGGGAAAGCCUUCUGGGUGACUGGAUGGGGAAGGACGCAAGAAAAUGGUGCUGGUGCCAGAAUUUUGCAGAAGGCAGAAAUCCGGGCGAUCAAUCAGACCAUGUGUGAGUCCCUGUUGGUUAAUCAACUCACUCCACGGAUGAUGUGUGUAGGAGUCCUGACAGGAGGAAUUGAUGCUUGCCAGGGAGAUUCUGGAGGACCGCUUACCAGCAUAGAAGUUAACAAUCGGAUGUUCCUGGCUGGUGUAGUCAGCUGGGGAGACGGUUGUGCUCGCCGGGACAGGCCAGGAGUCUACACCAGGGUCACUAAGCUACGAACAUGGAUCAAAGAGAAAACAGGGGUGUAGGUGGUUUCUGCCCCUGGGAUUGUUCACACCUGACCCCCUUGCACAGAUCGGUCAACUUGGCCAUUGAAGAAGACUUUCCCACAUGAUGUGAAGGGAAACCUGUCUCAUACGUUCAACCCUUCCCUCCUCUUGUCCUUGUUCUUCUGGGUCUUCUGGGUGGGGAAGGUUGGUUUGAUCAUAAAUGACCCACCUGGAUUAAUUGUACAUGGACACCAUGCUCACCUGAAGAGCCCUCCAGCUGCUUCUUUCCUUGCUUCUGCAACUCCCGAGAUCAUCGCAGUGUCUUCAUUUAAACACGAACUGAGGGGUUUUUUGACUGGCCUGGAGCUCCGGCCCAGAUCCGACUUCUGCACAGGUGUGCAUGGGGAGAUUGGAACCAAUUUGAGAUGGGAUUAUACUGGCUCCUCUUUUCCCAAGCCCCAAACAGAUGGCAGUGGGAAGAAAGGAAGACUAACCUGCCUGUUUAGAAAACAGAUUCCAGGUCUCUGAGCUUGGCGCCCUGUUCUUUUCCUUGUUGUGUCCGACACAAUGCCAUCUGCAAUGAUCCUGCGUCCUAUCAUUGUUCCCUUAAAAUUCCUCAUUAAGAGUGAGGUUGCUAUCUUUGCUGUCUCGGUGUGUAACCCCCUGGAAUCCUUACGGAAAGGGAAUUGUGACAAUUUCCAGAUUUGUACGAUGUGGAUAGAUUUGAAGGCUAUAAAAUCGCUGCAAAAUUUGGCGGGACCACUAGAGGGGAGCAGAGAGAUACCAAAAAAAAGCUGCCUUUUGCUCAUCGCCAGUGAUAUUUCGGAUGUUUGCAGCAAAAUAAGGCAGCAGUUUCUUUGAUUAAAUGACUUUUCCUCCCUAUUCCCCCUGAGUGAACUUCAUAAUAUCGGUGCAGAAUUGCCUGUAAAAUACAGCCUUGCUGACAAAAUAAGCACUGAAAAUCAUACUUGGUCUGCAAUGUAAGAAGCAUCGUACCAGAUUUUUUUUUUUUAAAGGGAAUAUUUCCCAUCUCUGACUUCGCCUCCUUUUUAUAAUACGAUGGUCAGAGAUGUAAAAGGGAAGAAAAACAGGAAGGGAGAGGACAGCAAGGAUGUUCCUCCCUCCACCUCUGAAUUUUUCCUUACCCAUCCUCAUUUGUUUCCCUGUCUUUACAUCUUACCUGCCAGCAUAAUUUAGAUUGAGAUUCCCUCCUUGAUAUUUUUUUAACCCCUAUUUCUAUCCAUUUGAAUCCAUGGGAUAAAAAAUCUUCAUUUUUGUAGGCAGAAUCAACUUCUACAAGGGUUCUGUCGAUUAUUAUUAGGUUGCCUACAAAUCUCCAAAAUGCCUCUAAGGAUAAAAACCGACAAUCAGGGAAUAAUAACUUUUUGCCUUUUCUGUGCCUGCAUGUAAAAGUCCAGCUGAAAUAUUUGGGACUUGCAAUCGACUUGCCUCUUCUUUUUAUAUUAAAAAAACAAAACCCAGUUGAUUCUGGACUUUUCCAACAGUGAAAAAAUAAUCACGAUUCUUUCCAUCGAAGAUGGAACAUGGUGGAUGGAAAUGGGAAUGAGGGGAAGACUUCAAAGCAAGCCUGUUGGAACUCACAUAUCUUGCUUGUUUGAGUUUUGAAAAGCUUGUGCCUUGCAUCUAAGUUGGACUUCAUCUCCUGAGACAUCCUGUCAAUGACAAAGACCUACCCUAUUUUUCGGAGUAUAAGAUGCUCCGAAGUAUAAGAUGCACCUAGCUUUUGG